Molecule: messenger RNA, 1816 nt
Organism: Boleophthalmus pectinirostris (great blue-spotted mudskipper)
Lineage: Eukaryota; Metazoa; Chordata; Actinopteri; Gobiiformes; Gobiidae
Product: phosphatidylinositol 4-phosphate 5-kinase type-1 beta-like
Exons: 15
Coding region: 216-1757 (513 amino acids)
Biological process (GO): phosphatidylinositol metabolic process
Molecular function (GO): phosphatidylinositol kinase activity
Source: RefSeq, a predicted model, not a curated record
GAGGAGGAUGUGUGUGCAUGUGUGUGCGUGUGUGUGUGCGUGUGUGUGUGUGUGUGUAUGAGCCGGAGCGUUUACCAGCAGCAGUGUGCGUCUCCAGCAUGGACCCGGACGAGCUCCACAGAUCGACCGGACCUCUCCUCUGACUGAACACCUCCACGACUCCAGAACCACCGAGCGCAGACAGCACCGAGGAACCACCAGGCACCUGCUCCGGCAUGUCGUCCCCCAGCCAGCACGGAGGCACCGCCAGGAGCCCCGUGAGCCCCGAGCACAAGAAGCCCACCGCAGAGGCUCUGAAGGGGGCCAUCCAGCUGGGGAUCGGGUACGCUGUGGGGAACCUGAGCUCCAAACCCGACCGCGAUGUCCUCAUGCAGGACUUCUCUGUGGUGGAGACCGUCUUCUUACCCAGUGCGGGCAGCAGUCUCACCCCUGCACACAAGUUUCCAGACUUCAGACUGAAGACGUACGCUCCUCUGGCCUUCCGUUACUUCAGAGAGCUGUUUGGGAUCAAACCCGACGACUACCUGUACUCACUGUGUAAGGAGCCCCUCAUCGAGCUGUCCAACCCCGGGGCCAGCAGCUCCUGGUUCUAUCUGACCAGCGACGACGAGUUCAUCAUCAAGACCGUCCAGCACAAAGAGGCCGAGUUCCUCCAGAAGCUCCUGCCUGGAUACUACAUGAACCUGAACCAGAACCCGCGCACACUUCUGCCUAAGUUCUACGGGCUGUACUGUGUGCAGUGUGGGGGCGUGACUCUGCGCCUCGUGGUCAUGAACAACGUGCUUCCACGAGCCAUGCACAUGCACUACAAGUACGACCUGAAGGGCUCCUCCUACAAACGCCGAGCCAACCGCAAGGAGCGCGCCAAGGCCUCGCCCACGUACAAGGACCUGGACUUCAGAGACAUGCACCAGGGAAUCUACCUCCAACCGGACAACUACCAGGCCCUGAUGAAGACCCUGCAGAGGGAUCACACACAUAUCUGCAGAGUGCUGGAGAGCUUCAAGAUCAUGGACUACAGUCUGCUCCUGGGCAUCCACGUCCUGGAGAAACGUCCUCUGCGCAGAGGAACACGCCUGGACAGCCGCAAACAGAAGGUCCUCUACUCCACGGCUCUGGAGUCCAUCCAGGGCAGCGUCAAAGACCCCGAACCUGUGGCCUGUGACGAUGACACUCUGGGAGGGAUUCCUGCCAAACACAAAGAUGAAAACCUGCUCAUCUUUUUAGGGAUCAUCGACAUCCUGCAGUCGUACAGGUUGAUUAAGAAGGUGGAACACUCCUGGAAGGCUCUGGUCCAUGAUGGGGACACAGUGUCAGUGCACAGGCCCAGCUUCUACGCAGACAGGUUCCUUAAGUUCAUGAGCUCCACGGUCUUCUGGAAGCUCCAGCCUCUGAAAGGCGCCUCGUCCAAGAGGAAGCGCAGUUCUCUUCAGGCCAAGUCUGCGUCUCAGGAGGUUCUGUCCACACACACAGAGGAGAGGAAGAGGAGCGACAGGAGGGAGAAGAAGGCCCAGAGUCUGGAGCAGCUCGACUCCGACUUGUCCGUGUCCGUCCAGCAGCCCGACCUGGUGCCCAGGUCCAGUGUGUCCUUCCUGUCCACUGACCAGCGUGACGACAGUGAAGUGCGCCGGGCCUCCAGCUCCACCAUCGCCCUGGACGCUCCUCUGGCCUGUCUGGGCAGCAGCCAAUCAGACGACGACCUGGACGUGUACCUGGUGAGAAGCAGCCAAUCAGACGCCGUGAUGACCGUCGUGUGACCCUCAGACCCCCACACCCUCCUCAACACUACAGACAGGGAGCCCCCGCGCUGCUGUGG